AAACAGAUGCAGCACUCCGGCAUCACCGCAAUCUCCAUUCCUCGCUUCUGGCAUGGACAGCGACCCGAAUCUCACCUCCCAUGGGUGUCGCCCCGCCCCACCCAAGAGCACAACCCAUGAAACUGUCAUGUGACCUGCACACGAUCCACUCUGGAGUUUUUAAGAAAGUGAGCGUAAUUCAUUACCCUAGUGAAGCAGCAGUUUGCGUUUUCCAUGUUUUAUGAGUUCCGUUCUGCGGCUGUAACGACGUUAAUAGUGUUAUUCUGAAGUUUAUAAGGACAGAGAAUACACAUUGCCACUAACAUUGGAGUACAGUAUAAACGCACAGCAACAUAGGUGAAGAUAUCGUUGGUAGAGAUAUCGGGCAGACGAAGGCCUACAGCAUGCUCUUCUCUCCUCUCCCUGGGAACGGUGACCAUUUCCACCAACUGCAGCCCGGCCCCGGCCCCGCCCCCGACUCCGCCCAGCUGGACCCCCUGGACCUGUCCGUCACCAAGCGAGGCUCGCCCCCUUACUCCUCCCACAGCCCCCGCCCGGGCUCGCCCUACGGCGCCCUCCACCGGCGGGACUCCAGGGCGCUCUGGCAGCACGGCGGUUCCCCCCACGGCCACGCCAACCCCGGCCUCGCCCUGCACUUCCUGGCGCCCCUCCUGCAGGGCUCCGCCCCCGGCAUGGUCCCCCUGCUCUCUGGCGUCAUGGUGCAGCCCCUGCCCUUCCUGAUGCCCCCGCACAUGCCCCUGCAGCCCGUCAUGCUCUCGCCUAUGUCCAGGGAUGACAUGCUGGACCCGCCUUCACACACGCAAGUGUCAGAGAUGAAGUCACCGGAGCUGUACGAGGCCUACGACAUGCAGACGCCCGUCAAGUCUGAGCCGUACUCCGAGCACGCCCAGGACCCCGGCUUCGACGAGGUCUCCUCCUCCGCCAUCGGCAGUCCCCUGCAGCCCUUCAUACGCAGCGAGAGCAGUAGCCCGUCUGUGAUCGUGACUCUCAGAAAGUCCUCGGUCAUCGUAGAGUCCGACCCGAAGAGGAAACGCAUACACCACUGCGACUUUGGUGGCUGCAACAAAGUGUACACCAAGAGCUCCCACCUCAAAGCCCACCGACGCACGCACACAGGCGAGAAGCCCUACCAGUGCACGUGGGAGGGCUGCACGUGGAAGUUCGCCCGCUCGGACGAACUGACCCGCCACUACCGCAAGCACACCGGAGUCAAGCCCUUCCAGUGCAGCGACUGCGACCGAAGCUUCUCCCGCUCCGACCACCUGGCCCUGCACAAGAAGCGCCACCUGCUGGUCUGAGUCGGAAACCGUGCGCCGCCCCCAGGAAAGACGGCGGGGUACGACAAUGACUAUCGAUGGCGGUAACGAGCUCGUCCGUCACCCCGAGAGCUCCCGUCUGACAUUCCCGGGUUCUUGUCAAGAAGCGCCCUGUACAGACAUCGAAUAUUGAUGAUCCUCUCCAGUCCUCUAUCUCUAACUCUCUUUUAAACCUUCCUGAAUCCCUACCUGCUCAGCUGGUCUGAGCCAAAUCACUCUCACCCGCUGUCCAAUAAGCAGUUUGUCCUCUGCUAUGUAUUUAUUUUUUUAAAGAAAAGAAGAAAAAAAAAAACUUGAGACUAAUUAAAUGUGAAUCUUUUUUUUUCUAAAAAGAAUUGCAUAUUGUUGAUACACACAUAAUCUGGCCGUUUUGUUAGCAGAAUACUGUAGGGUUGCUCUGUGCUGCUACAAUAUGCGUAUUGCUAUAUGUUGUUUAUAUCAUAUUUCUUUUCAUAUAUCCGUGCUCCGUAUUGAUGGGUUAUUGUUUCCACGCAUUUUAUAACUAACAGGAAAUGGAUAGCAACAGGGAUAGCGUCAGGGAACUCACAAAAUGCAGUCUUGCCGCAACGUGCUUAACUCUGCAGUUAUGCAUCUUAUGUCAUCAUUUACAAAUUUUCUAGGACUGUUGGAGAAGUGGGGCUUCGUGAAUCCAGAAACUGUGGUUAAAUUGAAGAGGCCAUAGCCUUCAGAAUUUUACAAACCAGAAGAAGACAAAGAUAAAGAGAGAGAAAGAGAGAUGAGAGUUUGAGCCAAGCUGCACGGUAGCACAAAUGACAUCCGUUCAACCAGUCCUGUCUUUUGUUAAAAAAAUAUUUUCUAGCAUAACCAUAGGUUUGUUCAUUAAAUGGGCCAAGUAAAUAUCACAACCCUAAGAAUUUUUUACAGGGCAGUGGGGAUUACUAGCAAUUACUGAAAUGGUGCAUGUGUCUGGGAAUGGUCCUUUUUGUCUUUAUACAGUACCUGUAGUUCAAUGAUUUGGGAAAUAAGGGCACUUCAAAGACUUGUCACUGUCACUUUCCCCACAGAGUGCACUUCCUGU
This is a messenger RNA of Anguilla anguilla (European eel), 2355 nucleotides long. Its product is annotated as Krueppel-like factor 3. The transcript has 5 exons. Gene Ontology annotation, biological process: regulation of transcription by RNA polymerase II. Gene Ontology annotation, molecular function: DNA-binding transcription factor activity, RNA polymerase II-specific; RNA polymerase II cis-regulatory region sequence-specific DNA binding. The record is from RefSeq and is a predicted model, not a curated record. NCBI's taxonomy places the organism in Eukaryota, Metazoa, Chordata, Actinopteri, Anguilliformes, Anguillidae. Bases 384 to 1298 code for a protein of 304 amino acids.